Messenger RNA from Lineus longissimus, 2058 nucleotides. RefSeq names its product skin secretory protein xP2-like. Lineage: Eukaryota; Metazoa; Nemertea; Pilidiophora; Heteronemertea; Lineidae. The record is from RefSeq and is a predicted model, not a curated record. The coding region runs from base 16 to 1527 and encodes 503 amino acids. The transcript is spliced from 5 exons.
CAGUCAUGAGUCUGCAUGGAGUGCAUCCAGGGUGCUACACCUUCAACUCGUUCAUUUGGUGGGCAUCUCAGCUCAGAGCGAGACGGGAGGAACUCCAGUAGGAAACCAAGGGGAAACGAGAACUUUCAUUCCAGGAUCGCCAGUCAAGUCUUCAGCAUGGCCGACGCACCGAAGGCUUCAGCCCCAAAGAUUCCAACUCCUGCAGGGGGAGCCGCCCCAUCACCUACCCUCGAGAAAAAAAAGAAAAUGGGAGACCACGCCUCUUCCCCGUCGCGUACUCCAUCAGCGGAGAGAAAAAAGCACAAGACCAAGAAAGUGAAGGCUCCUGCACCCGCUGGUGCCAAACCUGAGAAAGAAAAGAAGGAGAAGAAAGAAAAGAAGGCAGACAAAAAGGCAGCACCAGCUCCACCAGCGACGGCCGCUUCACCAGCUUCAGAGGGCACGCCAGCACCAGCACCUACUCCGGCUCCAGCUGCCACUACACCAGCACCGGCUCCAGCUGCCACUACACCAGCACCGGCUCCAGCAAAAGUGACUGCUCCGGCUCCCGCACCAGCUCAAGAAUCCGCCCCAGCACCCGCUCAAGCGGCUGCGCCUGCUCCAGCUCCAGCAGCCGAACCAGCUCCAGCUCCAGCCCCAGCCCCAGGACCAGAAGCAGCACCCGCGCCAGCGCCAGCGCUAGAGGACAAACCUGCACCGGCGCCAGCCCCUGCACAGCCUCCAGCUCCUGCUCCAGCUCCAGAACCUGUGCAAGUGCCAGUGCCAGCACCUGAGUCAACACCAGCACCAACAGCAGAAACGCCUGCCAUUCCUGCUGCAGUGCCGGCUCCUCAGGCUACACCACCACCAGCACCAGAAGCCACACCAGCUUUAGUACCAGAAGCCGCACCUGCAAACACGCCCGAACCUGCUCUUCCUGCAGCUUCUGAGGCCCCUCCACCAGAGCCGGCAGCAGCAGCACCAGCUGAAUCUGCUCCUACGGAUCUACCACCACCUCCGCCAGAAGAUCUAGCCCUUGCCACAGAGACCCCUUCAACGGCUCCUGAAGCUCCACUUCCAGAACCGCCGUCUCCAGGCACCGUGUCUCCAGCCACCGUUGAGGAACCAAGCGCUCCUUCCCUGGAAGAAGACGCACUAGCUCCAUCCCCACCAGCUCCACUUCCAGAACCACCAUCGCCGGGAACAGUGACUCCGCCGAUAAAAGAAGAACCAAGGGCUCAGUCUCCCGAGGAAGACGCACUAGCUCCAGUCUCAUCACCGGCUGUACUCCCUGAACCACCAUCUCCUGGAACGGUAACGCCACCAGUGCAAGAUGAACCAAGAGCUCCAUCUCCCGAGGAAGACGCACUUGCUCCAUGUCAAGCCGGUAGCUCUCCAGCGGUCGGCGCUGUUACCGACUUGCUCAGUCUCCAAACGGAAAUGGCGAAGCUCCAGGUCCAGAUGAGCUCACUGCAAGACCAAGUCAUUAUAUUAGGAAGAGCCAUCCAAAAUGUGGUAGAUAAUAGUAUGAAAAGUGAUGAUGUCUAGAGAAAUCUUUCCAAUCACGUUCUGAGUCUGAUAAACUUGAAUGGGAAGCUGCUUUCAACAUUAGAAGGCAUCUGGCAUACUAGUAACUUUGGAUAAAGCCAGCUAUAAAUAGGCAAAGACGAUAGCCAUGUGUUCAAAAGCAGUCAUGAUUUCGAGAUACCCCUGAUAGUCUUUACUUGAACAAACGGACCAUAAACGGCUAUUUGGUUCCAGGCAAUUGGGAGAGUCUGACAUCCUGAUGAUAUCGAUCAUCAGCCAUGCCAGUUGUUGGGAUUGAGAAAGGAUAAUGUAGAAAGUAAAUUAUUCCUUGGAAGGGGUCUGCCUGUGAUGAUGUCUCUGUUUUUGUUUUGGAAUUUGUGUUCUCUUGUAUGCCACGCUUAUUCUCUUUUGACUGAAAAUCGACUGGGAAGUAGGAAAUACUCUACCCUCCGGUAUUUCACUGCGGCAAUAUGUCACUAUGCCUCUGACUUCCUCCAUGUGUGGAGCGCUGUAUUGAAAUUCCUUUCGAUAAAAAUGUAAUUUCCUCCUCCA